Messenger RNA from Lethenteron reissneri (Far Eastern brook lamprey), 1627 nucleotides. RefSeq lists its product as uncharacterized. The record is from RefSeq and is a predicted model, not a curated record. NCBI's taxonomy places the organism in Eukaryota, Metazoa, Chordata, Hyperoartia, Petromyzontiformes, Petromyzontidae. Gene Ontology annotation, molecular function: RNA binding.
AUGCUCGACAUCAUGAGCUGCGUGGAGAGGGACCUGCUGGACCUCGUGUUGCGCACGGGCUACAACAUCGUCCAGGAGAACGGACAGAGGAAGCUGGGACCGCCGCCCGACUGGCAGGGCCCCCCUCCCGCCCGCGGCUGCGAGGUGUUCCUGGCGAGGAUCCCGCGCGACCUGUACGAGGACGAGCUGGUGCCCGUGCUGGAGGCGGUGGGGCGGCUGUACCAGCUGCGCCUCAUGAUGACGUACCACGGAGAGAACCGCGGCUACGCCUUCGCCACCUUCGCGACGCGCUCGCAAGCCGCGGACGCCGUCAGGAGACUCCACAAGUCGGAGAUCCGCCCGGGGCAACGGAUCGCGGUUCACGUGAGCGUCGACAAUCGCCGCCUCUUCUUGGCGGGGCUGCCGAAGGUUAGGACGCGGGCCGAGGUGAUGGCGGCAAUGAGCGACGUCACGGAGGGCGUCGUGGACGUCCAGAUGCGCUUCUGUCGCCACGACAGGAGCCACAGCCGAGGCUUCGCGUUCGUCGAAUACGAGAGCCACCGCGCGGCCUGCAUGGCCCGCAGGGUGCUGCUGCCGUACUCCUUCCGGCUGUGGGGCCGAGACAUCCACGUGGACUGGGCCAUCCCGCAGCGAGACCCGGGGGGUGGAGGAGGAGGUGGAGGAGGGGGGGGAGGAGGAGGUGGGGGAGGAGGAGGCAAUGGAAGACGAGGAGGAGGUGGCGGCAGUCCCAGGCCUCCCGCCGCCGGAGUGCGCCGUCUCCGACAAGGCCCCGCACAACCUGUUUGUGGGCUGGGCGGCGCACACGCUGCUCUGGCGGGCACCUCACCACCCGUGGCCCACGCCAAUCGGUCUGGACGAGCUGCCGGAGACGGCCGUCUUGUCGUGGGAGACGCGUUUGCAGGCGCUGCUACGGAGCGCCGGCGUGGGCCACGCGACCUUCGAACUGCACGCUCACUCGGAGCCCGGCAGGCCCAUGGGCCUCCUGUACAAGGUCUCCGUUCCCGGGAUGAUGCGGGAAGGCAGCGGCUUCUUCCCCGCGGUGCUGAGCUCCAGCGCGGAAGGAGCUCGCGAAGUGGCCAGCGGCCUUCUCUACGAAAUCCUCGGCGACGCCAACCCCCUGAGGGUGGGCCCGGUCCCCGCCGCCACGCUGCCUCCCGGCUGCCCCGUCCGGAACCUCCCGGCGUAUCCCGGCGACUUCCCCGCGCCCCGGCAGCCGGUCGCCGCGCGCCUGCCGACGAGCGGCACGCACCCGUAGUGCCGCGUGGCCGUCGCGGCGGCGUUCGUCAGGCCGCGGACGGCAUCCCACCGCUCGGCGUUCGCUCUGAAGCUCACGUCCGCUCUGCCGUGUUCACCGUCAAACCGCAAGUUGCCCGCCCGCUCACUCGACGUGCUCACGUUGAUCGGUUGUUGCCUCUGUGGCCGUACCCGUGAAUCCCUUCCCAGGCCAGCGGGCGUGACCCCGUGACCUCGCCAGGUGUGACCCCGUGACGUCACCAGGCGUGACCCCGUGACCCCCCCAGGUGUGACCCCGUGACAUCACCAGGUGUGACCCCGUGACGUCACCAGGCGUGACCCCGUGACCCCGCCAGGUGUGACCCCGUGACAUCACCAGGCGUGACCCCGUGAC